This is a messenger RNA of Bombus huntii, 1303 nucleotides long. It is a transcript of the gene Cox11, whose product is annotated as cytochrome c oxidase assembly protein COX11, mitochondrial. Bases 485 to 1159 code for a protein of 224 amino acids. Gene Ontology annotation, molecular function: copper ion binding. The transcript is spliced from 4 exons. Gene Ontology annotation, cellular component: mitochondrial inner membrane. The record is from RefSeq and is a predicted model, not a curated record. Lineage: Eukaryota; Metazoa; Arthropoda; Insecta; Hymenoptera; Apidae.
AAAAUUUUAUACAAUAUUCUUCGAAUGUCAUACUUUAAUGUACUAUUGGUUUUAAUAAUGAGAUUUUAACUGUGUCGUCACAAAUAAUUCACAAAAACGUGCCUUAUUUUUGUACGAAUUAACCUUAGUCCCCCUUAAGAUUCUUUUCCUCCUGGAUUUGGAGAAAGAGGAAUUUGUUCCGAAGAUUAGCGAUAAUUAGCAUUGACUACUUGUUUCUGGCUGUAGAUUCUUGUUAUAUGCUAGCGUAGAACUGCUUCCAGCGCUUGGCCGCAAGGUGCAGCCCCAGUCCGGGAACAACUAGAACAGUGAGCGUGAGCGAGCAUCAUUUCCUCCCUCUCUCUUAACACCGACUAACGAGCGGCGGCAGUAUACAUGUGGUACAUGCCCGAUUAGACAAGGGCAGAAGCGAUUUCUAUGCAGUGCUUUCUUCUUAUUGCCAUAUCGUAUCCAUUUAAACGGUUAAAUUAAUAAAGGAGAAAAUAAAAUGCACACGAAAAUCUAUCAAAAUAUAUUGAAUUACUACAGAAGGCAAGUACAUACGAAUGUGUCUCGAGUUUUGUUUAAUCAAUAUUACGAUGCGACUCACAAAAGACGAAUGCGUUCUUCGCGUUUAUAUUGGAGCGGAUUUGGUAUUUUAGUCGUUGGUUUUACUUAUGCUUCCGUGCCUUUAUAUAGAAUAUUUUGUCAGUCAUAUAAUUAUGGUGGUACUGUAUCAACCAAUCAUGAUAACAGCAAAGUGCAUUCAAUGAAACCUAUUAAGGAUAGAGUGAUAAAAAUAAAAUUUAAUGCUGAUACAGCAGCCAUGAUGCAAUGGAAUUUCAAACCACAACAAAAUUUUAUAAAAGUUGUUCCUGGAGAAACUGCCUUAGCAUUUUACACAGCAAAAAAUCCAUUAAAUGUACCAGUGACUGGUAUAUCUACUUAUAACGUAGUACCAUAUGAAGCUGCACAAUAUUUUAAUAAAAUUCAGUGUUUUUGUUUCGAGGAACAACAACUUAAUCCACAUGAAGAAGUUGACAUGCCAGUAUUUUUUUACGUUGAUCCAGAGUUUGUUGAUGAUCCAAAAAUGGAAAAUGUUGAAGAAAUUGUACUUUCCUAUACAUUCUUUGAAGCCAAAGAAGGAAUGACAUUUCCUAUACCGAGUUUCAUGAAAAAAUAGUAAAAAUUGUAAAAAAAGGAUGUUAGUGUUUUGACAAAUAUAUGUUCAAUACCUAAUAUGUUGUUAAUUACAUUACAUUGUUUAAAUUUUUGGGGAAGACAAUGUAAUAAUAUAUAAUAAUAACUAUGUAUUUAUUGGUGAGCA